Molecule: messenger RNA, 1437 nt
Organism: Leptidea sinapis
Lineage: Eukaryota; Metazoa; Arthropoda; Insecta; Lepidoptera; Pieridae
Exons: 3
Coding region: 235-1026 (263 amino acids)
Source: RefSeq, a predicted model, not a curated record
AAGCUUAAUUUUGUAUUGUUGCGUAUUGGUGUUUAUGAUUUUUUUCUUUAUUUAUUUUAUUGAUUAUUCAAGUGUAUAUUCAAUACUUAUUUAAAUAAGUAAUAAAAAUAUUAUAUUUUUCAAAUUUUGUAUAAAAGAAAGUAUAGCAGAGCAUAAGUUAAAGAUUUCGCUUCUUCGUUUUAAAUCAUUGCUUUUUUUAAACUAGUGUUACGGUUUAAUUUAUCUGAAUAUAUUAUGAAUCAAUACGAGACUGAAAAGCGGUUGUGUUGGUGUUAUGGAACCCUAAGUGUUUUGCUUGCGGUGUCGGUGAUAUGUGUCGCUGUACCUUAUUACCACUGGAAAGCAACACUAGAUGUGUGCCCAGGCAGUUGGCUAGAAAAUACAAGUUGCGGAUGUAUUUUUUUCGGUGUUAACUCGUUUAGAUACUUUACUGGGGGUCAUAAUUCGAAUUGCUUAUAUGCCCUGAUUGCACCAGUACCAAUUUUAGUAUAUGCAUUACUUAUGACCUUGUUCCAUAUGUAUAGAGUUUGUAUUAAUAAUAUUGGUCAAUAUGAAGGCGAAAAGUCAACUACUAUGGAAGAAAUUGAAGGAGAGACCAUUGUUGUUACAACAAGGACCAGAACAAAUCAGAACUAUGAUGGUGUUAUAUAUUGCUGGAUACCAAAUGCAAGUAUUGCAGGAGUAUUGGCCAUCUACAACAUUGUACAUGCUGGUAUAAUGACUGAUGGAUAUAAUAAGACUUGUCAACAGUACAGAGGUCGAUUAGUUACUCUGCUGCAAAGUUCAGGUGAUCAAGCAACUGCAAUACACUUCAGAUUAAGUUGUCAAGCUAUUUUUGAUUUUAUGGACUACUUAGAAAAAGAUGCACCGAACAGUCGCCGUGGAGACUUCAUCAAUACAGGCAUUGCAUUACAACUGGCUCUCAUAACAUCAUGGACAUCUGUUAUUAUUUGGAUUGCUAUUUCAGUAUAUACAGGAAUAAGAGCAUAUAAGGAGAGAGAAGUGUUAACAUGCUGUGGGAAAUGAAUGAGAAAUAUUCAUACUUAUAAAAUUAUUUAUUAUAAUUUUUUUCCCAUUGACAUACAAUAAACGACUAGACUCAUAAUUACCUAUUAAAAGGUCAAAAAAUGUCCGAGCGACCUUGUAUACUCAUAUAAAUUUACUUAUACAGACAACAUUAAAAUAUUCAUUCAAAAUAAAACCUUUUGUUUGGUGUCAGUAAUGAAUAAUGUAUAUGUUCAUAGGGAGCUCAUUAAUUGUGGUGUUUGUGUGUAGACAUUUCGUUGGGGCAUAUAUUUGCAAUUGAAAUUUAAUUAUUUAGUAAAAUAAUUAAAAACGCCAGGUUAGUGACAUAAUUUUGUUAUUUAAAGGGGAACUUAACUAAAAUAUGACACUCGAUCCUUUUUAAGUUUGGAUUUUUUUGUCAUUGCGCGCGUU